Drosophila arizonae is the source of this 642-nucleotide messenger RNA. It is a transcript of the gene Sws1, whose product is annotated as SWIM domain containing Srs2 interacting protein 1. Lineage: Eukaryota; Metazoa; Arthropoda; Insecta; Diptera; Drosophilidae. The record is from RefSeq and is a predicted model, not a curated record.
CAGCUUUAACGAAUAGCAGAGGUCAAAAUCUUUGACUAACAAAUUUAAGAGCACUUAUCGAAAAUUGCGCGGCAAUUCAUAAAUCGAUAUCUGCGAAUCAAGAUUAAUUAUUUGCAUAUACAAAUGCCGCUUGAUAAUGUGGUGUUGAUAAAAACAGACGAUCUGUUUAUACCAGGCUUGGUGCAUCAGGUUUUUAAUAAGUAUAAACGCAAUAAUGGUAUACUUUUAACUAAAGGGGAACGCUCGCAGCUAUUUUCAGAGUUAAGCGCCUUGUUGGGAGACGGUCUUCUGCAGCGCGCAUUACACAUACUUGAUGAGUGGAACUUUAUCACCUACUACACAUCAGACCGCUAUCGCAGUAUAGUGGAAUUGACUAGCAAGCGAAACUUGGCACAUGUUGUGCGCGUUGUACCUGGUGUUAAUUAUUGCAAGUGCCGCUACUUCCAACGUUUUGUGUUGCAAUUGCAAGAAGCAGGAGAGCAGGAUCACCGAAAGGAGAAACUGAGCAGCAAUCAAGUUUCCUUUACGUGUGAGCACAUAUUGGCACAGUGUUUGAAUCAGCUAUUACAUCCAGAACCGCGGACUCAGAUCUUGACACUUGAUCAGUUUAGGUAUUUUCACAUUGAUAUCUAUGAGGAUUGA